Molecule: messenger RNA, 660 nt
Organism: Penicillium soppii
Lineage: Eukaryota; Fungi; Ascomycota; Eurotiomycetes; Eurotiales; Aspergillaceae
Exons: 3
Coding region: 1-660 (219 amino acids)
Source: RefSeq, a predicted model, not a curated record
AUGUCUGACGCCGUGAAGCCUCUAGAUGGACUCCCUCCCGCCGCCAGAGACUUCAUUUCGGACGCCCUGGAUGUCAAAGAAGAUUGGACACUCCCCGAAAGAAAGCUCAACAACCAUGCGCCAGUCAGCAGUGAUGGUGGCCCCAAAAGGAGAGAGUUCGUCAACACAGACGAUCCUUUUAAGCAAUCCCCUACGCUAAAUGAUUCCUCGCAGGGCGCGCAAGUCUCCUCGAAGCAAAGUGCAUACAACGCGAACUACCGGGUUGCGUGGACUCUUUACAAACUGGUACAACAAUUUGAGGUUUUCAACGACUUUUGCGCCGAGGAAAUAUGUCUCUCUGACCUGCGUGUUAAUUCACGGAAUUCCAACCACUACACAAAAAGAGGAGAGUAUCAUCAACAAAAGUUGUAUUGUGCCUGGGAGCCUCUCCUAUACUUCAAAUUAUCGAAACGCGUCCAAGUAUCGAUCUCGUGGAAACAAAUGUGGGAUUCCCAGCUGGUAGGCAAGGUACAGGAAACACCUAAGGCCACGGAGGACGAGCAAAAGUGCAGGAUUGAAAGGAGCAUAGCAGAGCUUGACUCCAAAGUAAACGUCCGCGACUACCUUCAGCGAGUGCUUGGUUUCUUGGAUCUCGGAGCACCCUCCGACUUUUUCGGAUGA